AAUCGUCGUUGGGAAGGAUUAAAUGAAACUGUUCAUGAAUCAAUGAAGAAUGUAUAGAAUUCUAUAUAUUUUAUUUGAAAAUAAAAUUAUUUCGAAUUUUAUUUAGCUUAAAUAUAUGUUAAGUAUUCAUGGUGAUUUUCAAUUAACACAAGAUUCAUUAGCAGUUUGGUUAACAGAUCUUGAAGUUGUCUUAACAAAUCUUGAACAUUUAUCAGAAGCACCAUUAAAUGAUAAACUCCAACAAUUAAAUGAUAUCGAUCGUGAAAUACAUGAAAAAUUAGCUAAAAUUGAAUAUGUUCAAACAUGUGCUAAUUAUUUACUUAAUAAAACUGUUGAUGCUCGUGGUUUAACAAUUAAUAUGAAUGAAUUAACAAAAUGCUGUCAACAAUUAAUAAAUUUAACAAAACGUAUUAAAACAAUAAAACAAAAAUUAAUUAAUUCAAAUAACCGUCAUUUGGAGUUAAUUAGUUCGCCACCACGUGUUUCACCAAUUCAUAAACGUUUAGCUUCACCAUCUUCGUCAAGACCUCGAUCUGCAGCUCGUUCUCCAGCACGUUCUCCAGUUCGCUCUCCAGUUCAUUCUCCAGUUCGUUCUAUUCGUCCACGACAUCGUUUACUUCGUUCAUAUGAUUCAAUUGAAUCUGAAGAUCGUCGUCAACGUACAGAUGAAUUAUUAGCUGAUUUCGAAGAUAUUCUUCUUCAAAUUAAUGGUGAUAUUCGCGCUAAAGAAGAAAAUCUUUAUUCACCCACACCCGUUGGUAUUCAAAUUGAACAUCUACCUAAUGAAUUUAGUUAUAAUCGAACAUUAAUAUCUACUCAUCGAAAAAUUGAUGCCUUGCAGGAAUUAAUUCCUCAAAUUCGACAAGAAUUAGGUACAUAUUUAAUACAAGAUCUUAAUUAUGAUCCAUCAGUACUUGAUAUUAUGAAUAAAUGGUCACGUUUACAAACCUUAGCUAGUAAUAAAGAUGAAGAAUUAACUCGAAAUCGUCAACAAUGGAAAGAUUUUAAACGACAAUUAGAUAAUCUUGAACAAGCCGCUCAACAAAUCACAAAUCAAAAUGAUCAUUCAUUAUCUCGAACCAGUCAUUCAAAACAUGAUACAAAUCAACGAUUAAAUGAAUUUCAAACACUUUUGAAAUCAACAAAUGAGUUAGCAAUUAAUUUUAAUGAUAAUUCAAAUGAAUGGAUUCUUAUUGAACAUCGUCUUCAAUCAAUUCAAGAUAAAGUUCAAUUACUAUCAAAUAAAUCAACUUAUCAACGUUGUGAAAUAAAAAUAAAUCCAAAUUUAAAACAUGAAGUAUUAGAAAUUAGUUGUCAAUUAGAUCAUCUUGAAUUAUUAGCACAUUCGUUAGAACCAGUUGAUGAUAAUGAAAUGAAUCAAACUAUAAAUCGUACUAAACUUCAUCGUUUUAUUCGUAUUCACGAUGAUCUUGAAAUAUUAAAUGAACGUAUAGUUCUUGUUAGUGAUCGACCAUUAUCACCUAUAUCUGAUGAUCAAAUACGUUUAACAACUGAUUUAAAAUUAAUAUUAAAUCGAUUACAUUCUAUGAAACGUAUGGUGAAAAUUUAUCUUGAACAAUUAGAAAAAUUACUAGCAUCAAAUGAAUUAAAUCAAAGUAGUUCACUAUCGAAACAUUCACCAUUACGAACAUCAAAUAAUAAUCUUCAAGUAAUUGUUUUAAAUUAA
This is a messenger RNA of Adineta steineri, 1687 nucleotides long. Lineage: Eukaryota; Metazoa; Rotifera; Eurotatoria; Adinetida; Adinetidae. The record is from the annotation of a GenBank genome assembly.